Molecule: messenger RNA, 945 nt
Organism: Amaranthus tricolor (Joseph's coat)
Lineage: Eukaryota; Viridiplantae; Streptophyta; Magnoliopsida; Caryophyllales; Amaranthaceae
Product: transcription factor DYT1
Exons: 4
Coding region: 6-692 (228 amino acids)
Biological process (GO): regulation of DNA-templated transcription
Cellular component (GO): nucleus
Molecular function (GO): DNA-binding transcription factor activity; sequence-specific DNA binding; protein dimerization activity
Source: RefSeq, a predicted model, not a curated record
UAUUAAUGAUGGAGUUUUCAGAUCAUCCUUUUAAUAAUAAUGAAUUGAGUAUGGAAGAAGAAGAAGAAGAAAAUAGUAUUAGGGGAAGAAGCUUAGGAAUGAUGAGGAAGAAGAAGAAUAAUAAUGGUGGAAAUAAUGAUGAUUCAAGGUUUAAAUCUAAGAAUUUAGAUGCUGAAAGAAGACGACGUGCUAAACUUGGUGAUCGACUUCUUCAAUUAAGAGCACUAGUCCCUAUUAUCACUAAUAUGACAAAAGCAUAUAUAAUCAAGGACGCGAUCACUUAUAUUGAAGUUCUUGAUGGGCAAGUAAGUGAGCUAAAGGAUGAGCUUCUUGAGCUUGGUAAUAGUACUCCUCCUCCUCCUCCUCCUCCUCUUAAAGAUGAAACUAAACCAGAUCUUAAACAUAAUUUUGCAGCACAAGAUAUCAACAACUUUGGAAUUCAGCCGGAGGUCAAGGUGAUUACCUACGAUUACAACAAACUAUGGAUAAAAGUUGUGUACGAGAAAAAAUUUGGAGGCUUUACCAAACUAGUCGAGGCUAUAACUCGACUUGGGUUAGAAUUCAAUGACACUAAUUAUAUCACCUCCAAAGAAGCUGCUGUUGUUACUUCUUGCAUAGAGGGAAUGAGUGAUGAUUGUCUUGAUGUUGAAGAGACCAAGGAAAUGCUAAUGACUGUAAUUAGCAGCAUUUAGUUGAAUUAAGGGUGUAUUAGGGAGAUAUAUUGAUUUUGAGUAGUUUAUAAUAUUGGAUUUUUUUUUAAGAUGAUUUUUAUAGGAUGGUCAAAAAACACUUUUUGCAUUUAAGUUUAGGGAGGGAGAAAAUAGUAAAAGCAUGAAAAAUGUAGCAUACUAAGGAAUUACUGCAUUCUAAAAAGAAAAUCUACUGGUUACAUCACAGCAAAUGUGCCUAUUGUACUGUUUGAUUAUUCCAGGUAUGGCUACUAUC